This is a messenger RNA of Lodderomyces pseudojiufengensis, 2265 nucleotides long. RefSeq lists its product as uncharacterized. Lineage: Eukaryota; Fungi; Ascomycota; Pichiomycetes; Serinales; Debaryomycetaceae. The transcript has a single exon. The record is from RefSeq and is a predicted model, not a curated record. The coding region runs from base 1 to 2265 and encodes 754 amino acids.
AUGACAAAAACAAUACAAGAGAUAUUACAUUUACGUGAAAAUGAAAUAUCAUCAACGACUGAAUCGAAGGAAAGGUCGAGAUCACAUUUAUCAUUAGUGAGUUCAUACAAUAGCUUAUCAAAACGCAAAAAAUUCGAAGUUGAUAGUGAUAAUAUUGAUAAUUCCAUUUAUUUCCAGAUAUUCAAUGCUCAGACUAAGAUUUGCACUAAUUUGAUCGAUCUAAUUUUUGAAGAAAAACCUUUACUGUUUGAACUAACUUAUUUAAGUGUAACCCAAGCUUGUUGUGAGAAAAGGGAAAAUUCAAAUUAUAUUAAAAAUAUAAUUGAUGAUAAAUUAAUUCAGUUCUGGAGGGAGAAUUUGGAUACAUUUAAAGAAGAUGCUGCUAUUAGUUCAUUACAUUCCGAUGAUAAUAAUGUAAUCAAAUAUAAUGAUGAAGAAGUCAUAAAAGCUUGUGAAGUUGCCCUUGAAUGUUGGAAUCGAUAUGAAAAAAUUUUGGAAAAACUUGAGAUUUUAUUCAAAGUUACAUCGAAAUUUGAGGACAAAAUAAAAGGUUCUCCAUAUGAGAUGGGAAUUAAUUACUUCAAUAGAUUUUGUUUCACAAAUCACCCGCGGGAAUUGAACCUUUUUGAAACUAGUGAAGAGGAUGAUAGAGACUUAUCGUACUUUUGGAUCCUUACUUUCAUGGAUCAGCUAUUUGUGUUAUUAACGAAAGUUUAUUUGAAAGAUAAGUAUUUUGAAAAGUCCAAAAUACAAGUUGAUAUAUCUCUGUUUUAUGAGAAAUUCAUUACAUUCAUUAAAAUGAUGUAUAGAUAUUCAGAAGAAUCUACAAGCUCUUUUGAAAUCAUCAGACACGCCAUUCAUGAAUAUUUUAGAAAUAGUAAGUAUGAUAAUUUGAAUGGACGUUGUGAUUUCAGGGGAUCGACAAAAACCAAAACAAUGUUUAACAUUAUUGACGAGGAAGUCAAAUUUGCUAAAAAAUUUCAUGAAGAUAAUAUAGACGCUCAGGAGUAUGAUAUUUUUUUGACGACACCAUUGUUUUCUCAUAAUCUUGAGAAUAAUAAACAAAUGAUAAUGGAUGUUUGUGAGUUGACAAGUUCUUUCAAGGAUAUUCAAAGAGUGUUUGAUCAUCUUUACUACGGCUGUGGCGACUCCGGUAUAGAUGAAUCAAACAAUUUUGAGGCUACUAGAGAUUGUGCCAUCCAGAAAUUAAAAAAGCAUUUUGAAAGUCAAAUCGAAGCAUUAAUUACUAAUUACUUAAAUUCACAGGAUAAUACAAUCCCGGAGCCCAGCAUUUUAAUUACUUUGGUGCAGCAACUUAAGUCUUUAUUUGAUCAUGUUGACAAUGUUAAAUAUGCUGUGAGAGGACCCAUUUUUAAUAGUCAAAACAUUUUGCAAUCAGUAUUCAAUAAAGUUGGAUAUCAGAACAAUGUCACCAAACAACUUGCCAAACUUAUUGACAUGUAUUUUAAAUGUAAAUUGGGACAAGAUUGCAAUGUAAAAAUUAUACUGGGAGUUAUUGGAAUUAUUAUUAGGGGACUUUCAGAAGAUUUUGAAAACGGUUUUGUUUCUUCAUAUCAGAAGGAUUUAUUCAAAAGAUUAUUGUUAAAUAAGCAAGUCAAUCUAAUAGAAGAGGUUGAAAUUGCAGAAUAUAUCAAUUCCGUUAUUCGCCAUAAGAAUUCAAGCAUCAUUGAAUUGAUCAAAGAUGUAUCGAGAAAUAAGAUUACAACGAUCAACCUCGGCGCUGUUGGAAAAUCAAUUGAGUUUAAAUCGUUAAUAUUAGACUCAAGCGUUUGGGCAAAUAUGCUUCCUGAUGAAAGCUUCAAAUCGGUUAUGCUACCUUCUGAAUUUCAAAAUGAAUUAUGUUUAAACAGAUCUUCAAAAGGUAAAGGGUUAUUGGAUUGGACUCAUUAUAAACUUCAUAGAUUAACAAUAAUGGGUCAAUUUUCAGAAAAUAGAGAAAUACCAAUCAAUUGUAAUAUGUUGCAAGCAAUUAUUAUUCUUUCUUUUAAUGAUAAUGACAAAAUGUCAUUUGAUCAACUUCAGGAGAAAACUAAAUUGGAAUCGAAUUUAUUGAAAAGUAUCUUGAAUACGUUUUCAACCAGUGCAAAUAGAAUUUUACUUUAUAAAAAUGAUCAAAUAACAUAUAAUCGGAAAUUUAAAAGUAAGUCUGAUGUCGUAAAUUUGCCAAUAAUCAAGGAUAAUAUCAAAAUGAUAGACGGAUCUUCAAGGGAAACUUCUAUUGCUACAGAGGAAGUUGGUAAUUGA